Molecule: messenger RNA, 3645 nt
Organism: Megalops cyprinoides (Indo-Pacific tarpon)
Lineage: Eukaryota; Metazoa; Chordata; Actinopteri; Elopiformes; Megalopidae
Gene: top3a
Product: DNA topoisomerase III alpha
Exons: 19
Coding region: 220-3270 (1016 amino acids)
Biological process (GO): DNA topological change
Cellular component (GO): chromosome; nucleus
Molecular function (GO): DNA topoisomerase type I (single strand cut, ATP-independent) activity; DNA binding; zinc ion binding
Source: RefSeq, a predicted model, not a curated record
CUAAUGCUGACAACAACAAAGUUAUCUAAUGAGCUAAGUGGCGAAUGUAACUGUACAUGCCAUGAUUUUGCAACAGAAGUAGGUCAGAUAACUUGCAAGAACACUUUAACACGUCAAAUUAUGUGAUGGGAUUGAGAAAGGACUGUACGUUUUACGCAGACAUGGCCCUUCGCAGAUUUCGAGUAAGUGGCUACUUGCAGAACCAGCAAGUAGAUUAGGAUGAUCUACAGACUAGAAAGGUCACUUUUCCGUGUUGGAUUACGAUUAACAGUUCAGAACAGGUUUUCUAUACGUGGUGCUGCUAACAUGAUCCGAAGAACUCAAAUCAAGAAGGUCCUGUGUGUGGCAGAGAAGAACGAUGCCGCCAAAGGGAUUGCGGACAUCAUGUCAAACGGCAGGGCACGGAGGAGAGAAGGCUACUCAGUGUAUAAUAAAAUCUAUGAGUAUGAAUAUCACCUCUUUGGACAGGAUGUGACUGUUUCCAUGACAUCAGUCUCAGGACAUCUUUUAGGUCUGGAGUUCAAAGCCCCCUUCCAGAAAUGGCACAGCUGUAAUCCGGUCUUGCUGUUUGAUGCAGAAGUGGAAAAGUAUUGCCCUGAGAACUUUGUUCAGAUAAAGAGGACCCUGGAGAAAGAGGUCCGACAGUGUCAGGCUCUUGUCAUCUGGACUGACUGCGAUCGUGAGGGAGAGAACAUCGGCUUUGAGAUUAUUGAUGUCUGUAAAGCAGUGAAGCCGAAUGUUCAGGUGUUCAGAGCUCGUUUCUCAGAGAUCACCCCGAACUCCAUCAGGAGGGCCUGUGAGACUCUGACCGAGCCAGACAUUAAUGUCAGCGAUGCUGUGGAUGUCAGACAGGAGCUUGACCUUCGUAUUGGCGCAUCAUUUACCAGGUUCCAAACUCUGCGCCUGCAGAAGAUAUUUCCAGCCGCCCUGUCCAAUCAGCUCAUCAGCUAUGGUAGCUGCCAGUUCCCCACUCUGGGCUUUGUGGUGGAGAGGUUCAAAGCCAUUCAGGCCUUCAUUCCCGAGACCUUUUUCAAAAUCAAAGUGCUCCACGAGACUGAGGAAGAGGCGGUGGAAUUCAGCUGGAAACGACACCGGCUCUUCAACCACACUGCCUGCCUCGUUCUCUACCAGAUUUGUAUGGAGGAUCCUGUAGCCACUGUUGUUGGUGUGACAAGUAAGCCCAAAAGCAAAUGGAGACCUUUACCUCUUGACACUGUGGAACUUGAGAAACUGGCAUCCCGUAAACUGAAAUUAAGUGCUAAGGAAACCAUGAAAACAGCUGAAAAGCUGUACACUCAAGGGUUCAUCAGUUACCCCCGUACGGAGACCAAUAUGUUCCCAAAAACCUUGAAUCUUACCCCCUUGGUGGAGCAGCAGACCCAGGAUAAUGAGUGGGGGGCAUUUGCACAGCGUAUUCUGGAUCGGGGUGGUCCCACUCCCCGAAAUGGGAACAAAUCUGACCAGGCCCAUCCACCUAUUCACCCCACGAAGUAUACCAGCACCCUGCAGGGAAACGAGCGGCGGUUGUACGAGUUUAUCGUACGUCACUUCCUGGCCUGCUGCUCCCAGGAUGCUCAGGGGCAGGAGACCACGGUCGACAUUGACAUCGCCCAGGAGAAGUUCACCGCACACGGGCUGAUGAUCACUGCCAGAAACUACCUGGACGUUUACCCAUACGACAAGUGGUACACAAAGGUUAUACCAGUUUACGAGCAGGGCUCCCAGUUCCAGCCCACUGCCAUAGAGAUGGUGGAUGGACAGACCAGCCCACCGCAGCUGCUCACUGAGGCUGACCUCAUCUCUCUCAUGGAAAAGCAUGGCAUUGGUACUGAUGCCACACAUGCUGAGCAUAUAGAGACUAUCAAGACCCGAAUGUAUGUGGGGCUGACGGCUGAUCAGAGGUUCCUUCCUGGAGAGCUAGGCAUGGGCCUAGUGGAGGGCUACAACUCAAUGGGCUAUGAGAUGUCCAAGCCCGAUUUGAGAGCAGAACUGGAGGCUGACCUCAAACUGGUCUCAGAGGGGAGGAAAGACAAACACGCUGUGCUCCGACAUCACGUGGAAAAGUACAAGGCCGUUUUCAUCGAGUCUGUGAGGAAGGCCAAGAAGCUGGACGAGGCACUUUCCACCUACCUGGGUGAGGCUCUGGAACACACUGAGCAGGAGGAGACGGACAUGAGGAUGGACAUGCCCCUGCCCAUCCGAAAAUGCCCUCAGUGCAACAGGGACAUGAUGCUCAAGAAGAAGAAGGAUGGUGUAGGGAAGUUCCUCAGCUGUGUUGGAUACCCAGACUGUAAGAGUUCUGUGUGGUUCCCUGAUUCAGUCCUGGAGGUCAGCAGAGAUGAAAGUGUUUGCCCAACCUGUCACCCAGGUCCUGUGCACAUGCUGAAAUUCAAAUUCAAAAGGGGGAGCCUGCCUCCCACAAUGCCACUGGAGUUUGUGGGCUGCAUUGGUGGGUGUGAUGAAAUGCUCAGAGAGAUCCUCAACUUGAAGUAUCUGAGAGGAGGAGGAGGAGGAGGAGGAGGAGGAGGAGGAAGUGACAUCACUGUGCAAGCAUCCAACAGAGCUCCCAGGAACCAGUCAAGGGCCCGUCCACUACCCAAGCCCAGAGCAGAGAGCAGCAGAACACCAGCUCCUGCCCCCCAGCCCACGUGGGAAGAACAGCCCCAGGCAAGGGUCAGCAAUGACAUCACUGUGUGUAACUGUGGGCAGGACGCCAUCCUCCUCACUGUGCGAAAAGAGGGGCCCAACCAAGGCCGGCAGUUCUACAAGUGCAACACGGGGAACUGUGAUUUCUUCCUGUGGGCUGACCAAUCAAAUGAGCAGGGCGGGCAGACAGGGGGCAGGAACUUCCCCAGCCACACCCCUCAACCUCUAAGACCUUCCACAGGCGGGGGAAACAUGUGGCCCAGUUCCAGUGGCUUCGGCAGACCUGCGGCAAACAGGAGGGAUUUUGGCGGCGGUGGGGGGACCGCCAUGUGUAACUGUAAUGAGCCGGCUGUGACGCGGACCGUCAUGAAGGAAGGGCCUAAUAAGGGCCGAACUUUCCACACAUGCGGCAAGCCACGGGACCAGCAGUGCGGCUUCUUCCAGUGGGCAGAUGAGAACGAACCGCCAGCUCCAGGGGGUUUUGGAGCUGAAGGAAGGGGUGUGAAGGAGAGGAAGACAGGUGGGAGCACGUCAAUCAAGGCACCAGCAGCCAAGAGGCCCAGGACUUGUGGAUUGUGCCGUCAGCCUGGCCACACACGGAACACGUGCCCACAGGGCCAGUAAGGCCUUGCCUCGCUGGCCUUUGGGUGUUUUACACCCAUAGUUACACAAAUAACAGUUGCACCCAGUAAAUAUUUAUGCGAACAAUUUAUAUAUUAAUGUUUACACUUUAAAGAAAAAAAAUGAGUGUAUUUAAUCUUUUUUGUGUCUCUUGUUUGUCAUUGGGUUCAGUUUGCUGAAACUGUUUGGUGUAUAAAUUUCCUUUCAGUGGCUUGGUGGAUCAAUAACCAGCGUGCAUUUGAAAAUGGUUUUCGCAUUAUUGCGAAAAUGGCAUUUCGCAUUUUGCAAACGCAAUAUUUUUCUGCUUAAGUAUAUUAUAAUUAAAAUUGUAUUUCUCCUACAGCAUAAUCUACAGCAUAUGUCAUACAAACAAUGGCA